AUGCAUUUGGACGGGCUUCUGCAGGUUAUCGGAGAGUUUGGUACUUACCAGAGACGACAGUAUUUUCUGGUAUGUCUUGUUAGGUUAUAUGCAAUAUUACCCCUACUGGCGACGGUGUUCCUGGCGGCAACGCCCAAACACCACUGUAAACUGCCCGCUGAGCACGUGGCGCGCGCGGAGAGGGUCUACGGCAACCUUUCCCACGAGGAGCUGCUGAACCUGUCCAUCCCUUGGGAAGAAAACGGCGGCCAACUGACUAGAAGCAGUUGUAAGCUUUAUCCAUGGACAAGGCCUAACCAAACUCUCACCUCCUAUAAUGAGACGCACUCUGUUCCAAGUGUUAACGAGACAGAAAGCAUAGCGUGUCCUCUGGGACUGGAAUAUAGCCAGGAUAUUUAUACAUCAACGGUGGUGUCAGAGAUAGGAUGUGGAAAUGUAUCUUUUAGACUGGGUUCCCAUCCCUAG
Messenger RNA from Lingula anatina, 465 nucleotides. RefSeq names its product solute carrier family 22 member 7-like. NCBI's taxonomy places the organism in Eukaryota, Metazoa, Brachiopoda, Lingulata, Lingulida, Lingulidae. The record is from RefSeq and is a predicted model, not a curated record.